AACUGGUCAAAUUAUUUUUUCUAUUGUGCUCCAAUUUUAAUCAAUAGUUUUACAUUUCUGAUGUUGUUAAUGUUUCUUUAAUAUGUCCUACUCAAAUCAAUUGCAGACAAACAUCAGUGUUGAACUGCAGGAUCAGGGGUUUCUGGAAAUAAUGCUGCUUUCCAUUGUGACUACAGUGCCAUGCUGUGUGUUUCUCUUCAUUAAUGUGACCUUGUUAUUCACCUUGAGGAGUAAACCAGUGUUUUGUGACACCUCUCGUUACAUUCUGCUGUUUAACCUCCUUUUUGCAGACUCUGUUCUGAUGGCAGAGGGUCAGUUAAUGUACAUAAUCGCUGCUUGUAAAAUAACAAUGACGUAUCCUGUGUGUGGCUUUCUCAACAUGCUUGGUUAUCUCACAAAUAAAAUCUCUCCUCUCACACUGGUGGUGAUGUGUCUGGAGAGAUUUGUAGCUGUGUGUUACCCACUGAGGCACGCUGCCAUCAUCACCGUCAGAAACACAGGGGUGGCUGUUUGUGUUGUUUGGGCCUUCAGUUCACUCAGUGUUUUUAUCCAAGGUCUUCUAAUGUUAAAAUUUCCAUUUGCAGAGCUGGAGAGUCUGCAGAUGAAUGAUGUUUGUGGCAAAGCCAAUACGAUGUUUGAUCCAAUAGCUGCUGAUUAUGAUAAAGUCUAUAAUUCCAUCCUGUUUGUAUUAGCUGGUGUAGUAACCAUUUCCUCCUAUAUUGGUGUGAUGAUAGCAGCCAGGUCGGCCUCCACAGACAAAGCUUCAGCCCGUAAGGCUCGUAACACACUGCUGCUGCAUCUGGUGCAGCUGGGCCUCAGUCUCUCCUCAACUGUGUACAAUCCGUUGCUUGUGUCUAUCUCCGAGAACCUGAACAGUGUUAUAUUCGUGCGUAUCCAGGGUGUUAUUUAUGUUUGUAUUAUCAUCCUUCCCAGAUGUCUGAGUGCUCUCAUCUAUGGUCUUAGAGACCAGACCAUCAGACCCGUCCUCAUGUACAAUCUCUGCUGUCAGAGAUUCUCACCUUUGCUCUCAGUCGCCCAAACCAAAGCUAAAAUCAACAAACUUGUCACUUAAUAGAUGGAAUUUCUUUAUUAUUAAUUAUUAUUAUUAAUUCAACUUAAUAGACAAUUAAAAAUGUUCAUUUUAAAAAGUCAAGUGAGAUUUGCUGAUGCUCUUCAUUAUGUGUAGUGUAUAAAUAUUUACAUAUAGUACUAUAUCACCUCUUCCUGAUUGUGUAUGGUUCAACACAUAGUUGUGUUUUUCUUGAAAUGAGAGCAUCUAUAUGGCCAUCCUCUUGGUUUUCGUCAUAUUCAGGAGUAGGUGGUUCACUCUGCACCCCACAGCAAAGCUGGCAACAAAGUGAUGACUUAUGACCACAGAAUUAUUCCACGUUGUACUAGCAAUGGUUUAACUUUGUCAAUAAACUUGAUCAGCUCAUCCAGACUUAAAGAAGUUGCGUGUUUAAUGGUAUUUAUUCGUAGUGCCAUGCCCAGCGGAUCAAAAGCCUAUUUUAGAAUCCAGAACCAAAACUAAUUUCUUAAUAUGAAUACAUCCAAUGAGUUUAUAGUUUUAUACCUGGGCUGACACGAUGUCCACAUGAUGUCCCAUUUUAUGCUCUCAAUGUGAAUGCACUACACAUUUACAGUAUGUGGAUGUUUUGCUGAAUAUUGCAAUGCAUAAAAGUAAACAACCCAAAACUGUUACAACAUAAAUUAAAUGUUAAAGAUGGCAGUAAUGGACAUGUUACACUAAGACAAAUAAAUAUCAGGAUUAAAUAUCAAAUACUUUCACAUCACAGCAAUAGACACAACAACAAACAAAAAGAAAAAAUAGCUAUUUUAAGUCUAUCCAUCCAUGAGCAGAUUGUCAGAAUUAGAAUAAGAAUAAUCAGAAUCAGAACUCUUUAUUGAUCCUCGAGGGGAAAUUCUUGUGUCACGGUUGCACAUGUUGGACAAGGCAUAAAGGAAUAGAAAUAAUAAUUGAAAGUUGGGAAGAAAUAUAUUCAUAUAAAAAACACAUUAACAGAAUUGCAAUGAUGAACAGGAGUAGUGAAUAAAUAGUACUAGUAAUAAUGAGUACUGGUAUGAUAUGUGAUGUUCUGUAAAAGGAACUAUAUAUAUACACUGGAUGAAGUUAGUGUGGUGGCCAUGGUGACGAGGUUAAAGUCACCUGAGAUUAUGAGGGCACUCUGUGUUGAGUCUGGAGUUGAGAAUUGCGGUGUAAAUGACGUUAAAUGCUGACAUCAGGUUGGCAGAGGGCCGGAUGUAAACUGCUACAUUGAUGGCAUGUUAGAAUAUGGCCCACAGAAUAAGUCCCACAGCAAGCUGAGUCUGCAAUAUGAGAGCAAAUGUGAUGUAGGAGUGUAGUAUUGGUGUGAGGAGAUCUCGUGCCACUUGCAAGAUCAGAAUCAGAGUCUGUCCGGGGUGGGAGGAGUUUUAGUGUUCUUGCAAACAGGUUCAUGUCGGAUAAAGCAGUGUUGUAUGGGGUACCCCAUGGGUCCGUCCUGAGACCUUUCUUAUUUCUCCUGUACAUUCUCCCUCUUGGACAAAUUAUCAGACGGUUCAGCGAUAUAUUUUACCACUUUUAUGCGGAUGAUAUUCAGCUGUAUUGCUCAUUUAAGGCUACAGAUCUCCAUAAAUUAUCCGCACUAGCAAACUGUUGGAGCAACAUCAAGCGCUGGCUGAAUGAGAACGCUUUGCAACUGAACACAGAUAAGACAGAGACAUUAAUUAUUGCACUUGAUAGCAUUACCCCUUUGAUCAAGCAAUAUUUGGGUGACCUGGGCUUGUCUGUGAAACCGAGCCAUAGGAACCUAGGUGUUGUCCAACUAAAAAACUGCUUCUUCCAACUUAGGAACAUAUCCAAACUAAGAUCAAUGGUGUCAAAGAUAGAAUUAGAGAUGAUCAUCCAUGCCUUCGUAGCCUCCCGUUUAGAUUAUUGUAAUAAUUUUUACAUGCAUGAGUAAUAAAGAACUCACUCGCCUCCAAGCUGUCCAGAACUCAGCUGCUAGACUCUUAACACAUACAAGCAGAAGAGCGCACAUUACUCCAGUCCUAUCAUCCCUUCACUGGCUGCCAGUUCAUUUUAGAAUUCAUUUUAAAAUCUUGGUCCUUACAUUUAGAGUGUUGCAUGCUCAAACUCCCUCUUACAUUUACGACCUGUUACAGCAACUUACUCCUCCCCGUAACCUAAGGUCAUUAGGUCAGAGGCUGUUGGUAGUUCCCCUGACCCACUUUAAGACCAGAGGAGACCGGUCUUUCCAAGCAGCUGCACCCAGUUUGUGGAAUGCACUCCCCACUUCGUUACGCACCUUAAACUAUGUUGUUUCUUUUAAAAAGCUCUGUUAUUCAAACAGGUGUUUGCUAAACAUUAAGCUUGGUUUUAAAGUUGUCUGCCAUAUGUCAAUAUGUUUCUGGUGUUUAGCUAGAACUGUAUUUUGUUGUUUUAUUGGGAAGCACAUUGUGAUAUUUUUCUGUGAAAAGUGCUAUAUAAAUACAUUUUACUUACUUACUUACUCUUGACCGUCUCCAGAGAAGUUUUUGACUGUAGUGGAAAGUUAAUAGAGUAUUUUUUGAGAAAGUUUAAAAAGCUGGUGAAGGUGGGGACCAGGCUGAAACUGGCCCAGCCUGGUCGUACAUCUGAUCCAACAGGAUCCCCCAGUCAGAGCUGGUUAAUGUUACUCGGGAAAGGGAGGUUUUGGGUCCGCUGCUUCCCCUGAAACAUGACCCCGGAUAAGCAGUUGAAGGUGGAUGGAUGGACAUGCUGUUGUCUAUCUUUGCCAGGUCUGUCUCGGAAAAUAGAUUUUUAAUGUUAAUGAGCCUUUCCUGGUUAAACAAAGAUGUAAUCUGAAACAAUAAUAUAUAUCAAGACGUGUACUAAUGCAAGUGUGUAAGUCUGUUUGCAGAAAUGUACUGACAGGAAGUCUACAGCGGAUGGUGUGACUGAAGGAAAUGACACACGGAGUGGACAACAACAACAAAAUAACAGGAACCGAGUCCUGGCCCUGAGAGGCGACUGAGCUUAAUGUACAUAGUUCCUGGAACAGUACUGUACAAUAAUAUAUGUGACGUUGAUCACGUUUCUGCACCCCCUUUCCCUUUAGAGCAGCAACAUGCAUGUAACUGGGGAACGCCCUGAAUAUAAUAAAAAGAGAGGAA
Messenger RNA from Micropterus salmoides (largemouth bass), 4155 nucleotides. RefSeq names its product odorant receptor 131-2-like. Gene Ontology annotation, molecular function: G protein-coupled receptor activity. Gene Ontology annotation, biological process: G protein-coupled receptor signaling pathway. Lineage: Eukaryota; Metazoa; Chordata; Actinopteri; Centrarchiformes; Centrarchidae. The record is from RefSeq and is a predicted model, not a curated record. Bases 83 to 1072 code for a protein of 329 amino acids. Gene Ontology annotation, cellular component: membrane. The transcript has a single exon.